ACCUGCCGUCGUCUAGCAGUAGGCAUGUUGUGCUUUUCUGUUCAGUGUGCUGUUUUUAGGAAUAUAGGAACAGCUUUCAGUUCAGUGUGCUGUUUUUAGGAAUAUAGGAACAGCUUUCAGUUCAGUGUGCUGUUUUUAGGAAUAUAGGAACAGCUUUCAGUUCAGUGUGCUGUUUUUAGGAAUAUAGGAACAGCUUUCAGUUCAGUGUGCUGUUUUUAGGAAUAUAGGAACAGCUUUCAGUUCAGUGUGCUGUUUUUAGGAAUAUAGGAACAGCUUUCAGUUCAGUGUGCUGUUUUUAGGAAUAUAGGAACAGCUUUCAGUUCAGUGUGCUGUUUUUAGGAAUAUAGGAACAGCUUUCAGUUCAGUGUGCUAUUUUUAGGAAUAAAGGAACAGCUUUCAGUUCAGUGUGCUGUUUUUAGGAAUAUAGGAACAGCUUUCAGUUCAGUGUGCUGUUUUGGGGAAUAUGAGACCACCUGCAAUGUGUUUGUGGCCAUUAUACAUUGUGUCUUUUGGAUGUCUGGACAUUAUUCUGUGUAUUCUCUAGACUCCAGGCCAACUCCGACAGGAACUGGUGGGAGCGUUAUAUUCAAUUGAUUGAAGAUGUUGGUGUUACUGUGUCGUUAUAACCGGAGUUGUGUUCUCUUAGCUGAUCCAUCCACGAGCGUUACUCCCACACGAACCAGUCCCACGUGAACUGAUGAUGAAAAUGAAGAAAAGCCGGACGCUGACUGAGAUGAGCGUCAUUGUUGGUUGCUUUCUUCUGGUACUGGUUUCCAUUGGACAAAUUCUUGUCUUCACCCACAAGUUUAAGAACGCUGAACCAGUCCCUCAAGCAGACAAAGUUCCAAAACCUGACCAGACGAUACGAGGGCUUGCGGUGGCCGCGUCUGCCAAACUACGCGCACGGCAAAAAGCCCAACUUGAAGUGCGUGAGUUAGAGAAAGCUCUGGCUAAACUCAUGCGGGAAAACUCCAUGAGUCCAGAAGAAGCAGCCUUGAAAUUAAACAGUGAACUCUAUGCUAGAAGAGUUCAAACUAUCAUUCGCCAAGCUCAGCAACACGGCCUGCAAACUUUCAGAGUCAAUGGUUCCAGUUUUUUAAAUCUAUCCUUAUUGGAAAACCUUCCUAAGGCGAAGCAGCUCUCACAACCUUAUUCUAGGGAGGCCAUUCGCGCAUGGUCUAACGGAUUACACGUUGAUACAGCUCAGGUGAGCAAGUUGAGAGACUUGAACAGAACAGAGGAGAGCCACAUGCAAGCGCUGCUGUCGCGUGAAGAAACAAAUAUAUCGUUAGCAUACGAGGAGAACUUCAACGAAAUAAAAAAACAAUUUCUAGAAGGAAGCGAACUGAAGGUCGACCACUUGAAACUGAAGCGGGAAUAUUCCACACAAAUGGACGUGUGUCCAAAGGAGCCAGGCUCGUUAGUUGGCAACUCGACUGAUGUGAACUUGAAUAUAACUGUGGACAUCAACGACAUCAUCAGAGAGCACAAGGACGUGAGGACAGGAGGUGAGUGGAAGCCUGACUCUUGCAUCUCGAGACAUCGUGUGGCCGUCAUCAUCCCCUACAGGGACCGCUGGAACCACCUCAAAGUUCUGCUACACUAUCUGAUACCCACGCUCAAAAGGCAACUCAUCCAUUUCAAAAUCUUCGUUGUGGAACAGUAUGGCAACGAGACAUUUAACAAGGGAAGGAUCAUGAAUGCUGCAUUUCGAGAGGCGCUCAAAGUAUUUGACUUCCAGUGUGUAACCUUUCAUGAUGUGGACUUGGUGCCAGAAGAUGACAGAAACAUGUACUCUUGUACAGAACAGCCAAAACACAUGUCAAUUAGCAUUGAUAAAUUCCAGUACACACUUCCUUAUCAAGGCCUUGUAGGUGGAGUUUUGAUGUUUAGAACUGACCACUUUCAACUGGUAAAUGGCUAUUCAAAUAUGUACUGGGGGUGGGGGGCAGAGGAUGAUGACAUGACCACACGAAUACUUCAUCGCGGUCUCAGAGUAUACCGACCUCCCAGCAACAUCGCAAGGUACAAGAUGGUCAAACACGAAGGGAGGAAGUCAUCUGAUGUUGCUGUUAGAAUGAAGUUGCUGCGAACUGCUGCAAGACGCAGCAAGAUGGAAGGUCUGAACAAUGUGCAGUACAAGUUAAUUUCUACACAAGUACAUCAGCUCUUCACGCAUUUUAUAGUUGAUGUGGGACAUCCAUAGGACACAUAGAAAACAACUGUAGGACAUCUAUAAUAAUAAAUACAUGAUUGAAUGACCUUAUCAACGUGUUAAUUGUAAGAGGCCUUUUGUCAAAUUCUAUGGAGUAUUUCUUCCAGCAAGACCAAGACUUGUGAACGACCAUGUCUUUCACUAGGAAAUAAUGUUUUUUUUUUAUUUGUACACAAUAACAUGCUAUAUAUUCAUCACAUUCA
This is a messenger RNA of Physella acuta, 2418 nucleotides long. Its product is annotated as beta-1,4-N-acetylgalactosaminyltransferase bre-4. Gene Ontology annotation, biological process: carbohydrate metabolic process; glycosphingolipid biosynthetic process. Gene Ontology annotation, cellular component: Golgi apparatus. Gene Ontology annotation, molecular function: N-acetyl-beta-glucosaminyl-derivative 4-beta-N-acetylgalactosaminyltransferase activity; galactosyltransferase activity. Lineage: Eukaryota; Metazoa; Mollusca; Gastropoda; Physidae. The record is from RefSeq and is a predicted model, not a curated record.